This is a messenger RNA of Passer domesticus (house sparrow), 468 nucleotides long. Its product is annotated as feather keratin Cos1-1/Cos1-3/Cos2-1-like. Gene Ontology annotation, molecular function: structural constituent of cytoskeleton. NCBI's taxonomy places the organism in Eukaryota, Metazoa, Chordata, Aves, Passeriformes, Passeridae. Gene Ontology annotation, cellular component: intermediate filament. The record is from RefSeq and is a predicted model, not a curated record.
UUUGACAUGAGCUGGUUAGAAAAUUAUGGCUUCCACAAGGUGCCUCUGGGCCUGAGGCAGGCCAGGACUGCUAUAAAAGGCAGCCCAAGUCUCUGCUCUCUCAUCCACUUCUCUCACCUCCUCCUCCUCAGGAAUCAGGUGAGUGCAAAGCCCCCAGCCAUGUCCUGCUGCAAGCCCUGCGACCCAUGCUGCCAGCCCUGCGGCCCCUGCCCGCUGGCCAGCAGCUGCAAUGAGUGCUGUGUCAGGCAGUGCCAGGACUCCCACGUUGUCAUCGAACCCUCCCCCGUGCUGGUGACCCUGCCCGGCCCCAUCCUCAGCUCCUCCCCACAGAACACCGCCGUGGGAUCCUCCACCUCUGCUGCUGUUGGCAACAUCCUCAGCUGUGGCGGAGUGCCCAUCAGCUCUGGGGGCUUUGACAUCUCCUGCAUCACCAACUGCUUUGGUGGCAGCAGAUGCCGUCCCUGCUAA